AUGGUGUCCCACGUGUCGGCGAUCGUUCUGGCCGCGUCUCCCCCGUGGGAACUUCGGGCGUUGGUGCUCAAGAGAAGAUACGCCCGCAUGAGAGUGUGGGACCCGGGAGAGGACUCGGCCGAGCAGGCAGCUCCGGACGACCUAGGAACCGUCGAGGAGGACGCGUGGGACCAGUGGCGAUUCCAGCUGAUCAACGAGAGAGGCGAACACAGAGGCGCGGAGGCGGUCCUCCCAAAUCGGGAGACAUGGAGAAGCCGCCGCGACCUCCCGCUAACCUAUAGGAUGACCCAGGUACUCACAAGACACGGCGUGUUCGGCGAGUAUCUGAUGAAAAUCGGACGGGAGACGACGGAGAUCUGUCACCACUGCGGAGAGGGCAGGGACACGGCGCAGCACACGCUGGAGUUUUGUCCGGCGUGGGAGGUGUCCUACUACACCCUGCGGCACGCCAUUGGCGAGAGAUUGGCCCCCUUGGCGAUCAUAGAAACGAUGCUGAGGGGACCACAGGAAUAUGAGGCUGUCCGCCUCUUCUGCGAACGAGUUAUGCUCGCAAAGGAGCAAGAAGUAUGUUGUAUUGCAUGUCAGCUGAGGUACUAG
Messenger RNA from Bombus pyrosoma, 597 nucleotides. RefSeq lists its product as uncharacterized. The transcript has 2 exons. NCBI's taxonomy places the organism in Eukaryota, Metazoa, Arthropoda, Insecta, Hymenoptera, Apidae. The record is from RefSeq and is a predicted model, not a curated record. Bases 1 to 597 code for a protein of 198 amino acids.